Messenger RNA from Rhincodon typus (whale shark), 1407 nucleotides. It is a transcript of the gene tmem254, whose product is annotated as transmembrane protein 254. The transcript has 4 exons. The record is from RefSeq and is a predicted model, not a curated record. Bases 88 to 459 code for a protein of 123 amino acids. NCBI's taxonomy places the organism in Eukaryota, Metazoa, Chordata, Chondrichthyes, Orectolobiformes, Rhincodontidae.
AAACGAGUAACCUUUGACCCUCCCCAAACAAUGAUUUAUUCAGGAGCUGUUUGCAAGGAGAGUUGCUGGUAAGAUUUCUGUGCGAAGAUGCUCGCAGAUAAAGUCUCCAGUACUUAUUUCAGGAGGACCAGCUUCUUCUGGGUAACCUUCGUCAUUGGAUCCUUGGGGUAUUACACUUUGCUGAUGUUUUGGCCGCAGAGUGUGCCUUACAAGAGUCUGGGACCCUUGGGCAACUUCUCCAAGUAUUUGGUGGACAACUAUUACUCCCACUUGUACGUUGGGUACUGGUUGGCCUGGGGUCUCCAUCUUGCUGAAGCACUGUACAGCAUCAAAAUCUGCAGUGACAAGGGGAUUACAAAUGUAAAUGUCCAGUUCAAGUGGGCAUUUCAGACUUUUUUAUUUGGCAUGCCCUCACUCUGGCAUCUGUGGUCCUAUGAACCAGAGCAGAAGGACAAGUGAAAACUCAACAGAAACACCUUCCGCAUUUUUAAAGAGAUGGUGCAGUUUCAGCAUCAUGGGAUAGAAGAUCCUCCUAUUAAGGGACUGUUAGCAAAAUCUUGGAAAGUUUGGUUUUGAAACAGUGAUGGUUGACUGUGUGAUGUCAACAGCAGGAUUAUGGAAACAACCCAACAUUCACUAUUUUUCAGUAAUGUAUGGCUGGUAAUCAAGUCAAUCUUUUUAAAAAUUGCCAUUGCAAAAUUUUUAGUGUCUUGUAACCUGAUCAUUGCAUUUAAUAAAAUAGUUCAUGUUACUGUUUUUGCUAUACAAGAAGCCUGGCAGACUGACUUGCAUUCUAGAUGGGUUACAUAUGUAAACCUUUUUUCUACUUCUUAAAAAAAAAUCUUACACACAACUAAUUUUUAUUUUUCAAUCACCAAAUCUCCCAUGGCUAUCUGCAAAAUCUUCUCAUAGAUCACUUUGCUGCUUCCACAGCACCUGUGCCAUCACCCCUUCACCGUCUGCACCACACCCACCAAUGUCAGAGUCCCCACUCUUCAGGUGCCAACUCUUCGUCACUGGGCCUACCUUGCUGAUGGGUCACUCAUGGUUUUCAGAUGAUUAGGCAGAUAGUCACCCAUUUAAAAUAAUGGUCUGCUGCUGGUGUGACAAUAGCAACAGGAACCCAGUCAGACUAUUUGAUUAGGGGAUGGAUUAAGUGAAGAGAAGCAAUGAUGUUGUGAUAAUAUAUCGAUGUGGUUAACUCUUAAUCACCUAGAAGGGUGGACAGUGGCAUAGUUUGGCCAGUGAUGCUCAUUCAUGAGAGAUGAACAAUGAAAAACAGCACAACCUCUCUAAUUUCCUGCUGAACACCUCUUCAUACCCCUUCCUUCUUUGUAAACUGUAUUUGUGCCUGUUUGUUAUUGUGUGUUUAUUUUUGUGGUGGUAGUAGUAGGUAAUAAAACUGCC